UACGCUAGAGCUUGGGCACGACGCACGUGCCUCCCCGUUCUCUAUCCAGCCUCGCGCACUCUCGCCAGGCCUCUGCGGCAAGGGCCCACCCAUUCAUUCGCCAACCGCGCGAAGUUGUGCGACGCACUUGGCCGUAGAUAUAGCGCCCCGUCGCACGCCACUAUUCAGAUCAUCUAGUAUAGCUUUGAAACGCCAUAUCGAGCAGCACCAGCUGCGUGAUUCGUACUUUAUUUGUUGUUUCUUUUUUCUCCCGCGCUGUCUGUGAGAAAGAAAGAAGAACACAUAAGUCCCGCAACUGCUGGCUUUUUCAGCGUGCGGGAGAGCGCGGGGCACGGAGCGUGAAGCGAAGCGCCACGUAAGAAGAAUACAGUCCUCGCAUCCGCGCGCGUGUGUCGCGUGCUAUAGCAAGGAGGGAGCAACUGCAACUCGUGAUCCACCGGCUAGUUGAGCAUUUUUUUUUCCCUUUCUUCUUCUUCUCUCCCGGUAUCGGCGAAGAGUAAAGACAAGACCCCGACUGCUUGCCUCUGCUGGUGAAUACCUGCUCUCCGGUGGCGCGCAGCAGCAGCAGCAACAGCCCGAAUCUGUGAUACGCGACUUGAGCCUCCACUGCCUCCGUCUGGCCUUUCUCUGCUCAGCAUCCGGGAACGUUUCUCUCCGACCUCGAGCCACGGACUCCAGACCAAGGGAGCGGCAUCCGCACCACCUCGGAGAGCCAUGGCCUACUCCCCCGUCAAAGUGAUGCGAUACAAGCAGGCUAACGGUAACCACCACCACACCGUGGCGUUGCCACCGCCCCCGCCGGACAUCCCCGAGGUGAUCAUCACGGCCUCGCGCGAUGUCGACGAAAACAAGGAGCGUGGCAAUUGGUCUUCGGGUGUGGAGUUCCUGCUCUCGUGCCUCAGUUACGCCGUCGGCCUCGGAAACAUAUGGCGGUUUCCUUACCUGUGCUACCGCAACGGAGGAGGGGCCUUUCUCAUCCCUUACAGCGUCAUGCUGCUAUUCGUGGGACUACCUCUCUUCCUCUUGGAGCUGUCCUUCGGCCAGUACGCCAGUGAAGGGCCGAUCACCAUAUGGAAGAUAUCACCGUUAUUUCAAGGAAUUGGAUACGCGAUGUUCCUGAUGACUGCCUUGGUAGGAGUGUAUUACAACAUGAUUCUGGCCUGGUCGUUAUUCUACUUGGGGUCAUCCUUGACCACGACACUGCCAUGGAGUUCUUGUGACAACUGGUGGAAUACGGAUGCAUGCCGGAGGUUCGAUACAAAGAAUUGCACCGCCCACGGAGGAGUUCACCUCGCCAACGGUUCGUGCAUCAUCCAGGACGAAGUUGACCCGGCCUUCUGGGAUGCGGUGAAGAAUUCUACGGACAACACGAAAAUGGCCAGUGACGAAUUCUUCCACAACUUUGUGCUGGACCUGACCGAAGGGCUGCACGACCUUGGCGGUGUGCGGUGGCAGUUGGCUCUGUGCCUUUUCAUCUGCUGGGUCAUCGUGUUCUUCUGCUUGUACAGAGGCGUGAAGACAAUGGGAAAGGUCGUCUACUUCACAGCCUUGUUUCCAUACGUUGUUCUCGUCAUUCUGCUGAUCCGAAGCUGCACUCUCGAAGGGGCUUACGACGGCAUUAUGUUUUAUCUGACGCCACAAUGGGAACGACUUACGGAAGCUAGGGUCUGGGGUGACGCUGCAAUGCAGAUCUUCUUUUCCUUGUCUCCGUGCUGGGGAGGCCUUAUUACUUUAGCCAGCUACAACCGUUUCCAUAACAACUGCUACAGGGACACGCUGUUCAUCUGCUUCGGCAACUGCGGCACGAGCUUCUUCGCCGGAUUUGUCAUAUUUAGCAUAGUCGGUUUCAUGGCACACAAGCUGGGUGUGAACGUGUCUGAAGUCGCUGCUCAAGGUCCCGGGUUAGCUUUUGUGGCUUACCCCGAAGCGGUGACUCAUUUACCUCUGCCACCUCUGUGGGCGUUCCUAUUUUUCUUCAUGCUCAUGACCCUGGGAAUGGGAACUCAGUUCACGAUUAUCGAGACGGUCGUUACCACCAUCGUCGACACCUGGCCAGAGAAGCUUCAGCACAGAAAACCUCUCGUGUUACUCGGUGUUUGCACGACGCUGUUCUUCGCGGGACUCAUCAUCUGUACGAACGGUGGCAUGUACGUGCUGCAGCUAAUGGACAACUACUGCGCUAGCUUCUCUGCCUUGAUGAUCGGCUUGACAGAAAUCAUCGUGAUAGCCUGGAUAUACGGCGUCGAUCGGUUUAUGGAGGACAUCAAGGUCAUGUUGGGCCAUUAUCCGUUCCCCGUGCUCUACUGGAGGUUGGUGUGGAAGUACCUGGUGCCAACGCUUAUUUUGGGCAUCUUGGUGUUCUCCUGGAUCGACAUGCCUGCGACCAAGUACGGCGAAUACGAGUUCCCGUCUUGGGCCACCGGUGUGGGAUUCCUGUUCUCGUUCGCCUCAGUCAGCGCCAUACCGAUCGUGGCUGUUAUGAAGAUCUACAACGCCAGGGGAACGUUAAAAGAGCGCGUCAAGAUGCUCUCCCAGCCGGCGGCCGACUGGGGCCCCAAGCUGCAGAUGCACCGCAUGGAGACGCACAGCCCCAAGCACACGGACUCGCAGGUGCCUCUGGCGCUGCCCAGCUACAACCAGGACGGCGAUGACGACGACAUCUUCCCGGUGUACUACAAGCCGGACAAUGGCGACUCCGAGUCGGAAGCCGGCGGCAUCAGUCUCAACAUCCGAAAGGGUUCCUACGAGUCGGGCCGAUGAGGGCGCCGUCUCCCCGCUGUGCACGCAGAGAGUCGCCAGGGGCCGCUUCCGUCGCGACGCGGCCCCGACGUCGCCGGCACGACGUCUUCCUCCGCAAGUGCCACAGCAGCACCGUCUUCCACGGAGAGAUUCGGGGCCGGCACCUCGGCUACCCAGACAGUCGGAGGUUGUCCACACCUUGUAGCUGUACUGUAGCCAGCAUCUCAGUUCUUUGGCCGCGAGACCUAUGGCAGGCUAGGUGGAGGUAAACCAAGGUCGCCUGCCAAACGCCUGUUGAUAAGAGGGAGAGGACUCCGGCGGCCGUCUUUCCAAUUUUGCCGAGUGAUCUCGCGCUCCACCGCCGAGAUUCAAUCUCGGACGGCAUGGGCUAUUGCCACAGGAUCGAUCCCUCCCAAACCGAAGUGAUCACUUGUAGCCCACGAGAAAAGUUUGGCCUUUCCUCAGUAGAAAGUUGACGUCGUCGGCGAAAGCAUGACGCUGUCGCCACUUCGCGAGCUCUCCCAUUUAUCAUGCCUUGUGGAUCAGACUUGCUUGAAGAACGUGCAACCUAAUUGGCGUUUAUCAGGCGACUGGUUUACAUCUCCUGGAUAAGAAACGUACUAUAACGUCACUCUGUCGCCAAAUUGUGACGUAACGGCUCGAAUGCACUCGGCCUGGGCUAACCGCGACCUGGCAAAGGACACCAGCUCAUUGAGUAUCCUGGCCUAUAUAAAUGCUAGAAAGAUCGAAAGGAAACAUGAACUUCAACUUCGUUUCCCAAACGAACACGCUUUGCAGCAACAUUGCUAUGAGCCUUAUAUAGUUGAAGCUGGCUAAGAGCCGCCUGUGUAUCAGACUAGCCAAAUCUGAAUCCCUAAGGAUAUAAGCAUUGAUUUUGCCAGCUUGUUAGCUAGUAUUGUGCACUUUGCAGCAAGGUAAUGUGUAGCUUAGGAAAGCUUUCGAAAGCGAAUACGUUCUCGCUUUCUGAAUUUUCCUUCUCGCAAGUUGCCUACGUCUUAGAAACACGCAGGUGCGUCAACAACACGACGCUGUAGCAACCUGACGUCACAAGUAUUUAUUAUGGAAAGGAAAGAAACAUCUCUGGCAUGGCCACACGACAUGCGUCUAAGCCGAGUAUAGUUCUGAAGUUGAUAUACUGCCGGUCCUUACUUGAUCUGAGACGCCUACUUUGUUUCAGCCUGAUAUCUGAUGCUGUUGGCUAUUCUUUAUGAAAAUGCGUAAAAAGAAACUUGCAGAAGCAAAUAUGUGAUAGCAAGUAAAGGCUAUCAUAGACCAUAGGUAGAUAAGCACCAUGACACUAAAGGAGAGUGAAGAUAACCUAUAACCUUUGAUUUAACUUGCGAAAGAAUCGAACUUGCGAAGUUUUUUUUUCGAAAAACAAAUUGUCCUUUGUCAAAAGGUAAUAUAGAAGUCUCAGUGUCGGGCUGAAAUGAAGUAAACUCCUGUGAAGAUGGUGCUCUGGGCAUCUAUGUGUGUCCAUGUAUUAUAUCAAUUGUUUAGUGAAAGAAUCUGUUGUAACAGAUACAGGAUUUCAUCGAUCACACAAAAUUCAGCUAUUGUACAUUGCGCUUAUUGUAUUGUUUGCAGGUUUGGUGCAAUGAAAAACAGUCAUUUUCACAGACAUAGAGGAGCCCUCUGUAUCCAUAGAGUCACACAUAUCACUUUCCUGUACGGUUUGUUUGCAUGUACAGUCAACUUUUUGGUGGCUGGCGCACAUCAUAAGAGAGAGAAAAAAGGAAUCUAACAUGUAAGGAAGGCUACUAGCAUUUUUUACACGUGGAAUAUGCAACGCCUUUGCAUGCAGAUUAUUGUAAUGGCUAAAAAUGUUUAUUUUCAUUACCGAUGGCAUACUAAAAUAUAAGAAGAAAGAAAGAAAGCUGGCAGGAGGCCCGUCAUGUCUCAAUGCUGUUUGCUUUUUAAAAUUGUGCUCAAUUCGUGAAACGAACUUCCCCACUUAAAAGUUAACAAGCACGCGAGAACGCUGACUAGCAUUUCAGCGUAUGCAUUGUACAAUAAGAUAAAAAAGAAAGCUAUCUCUGCCUUAGGCUCUCUCAAUACACUCGCAUGUUCAAUGACGAAUAUUUGCAUAUAUGAAUAGGUAGACAAUAGGUUUUCACUUUCCUAGUGCUUUUUUGACAGCAUUCCUGUCAGAAUGCAUAUUUAUGUCAUCAACCUGGUGAUUGCACUAGCUGUUUGUUGAGAAUAUCAGGACCCGUUAGCUCAUUACCGACUGGUACGCUGCUCGCAAAACACAUUCAAGACGUGACAUGCAGUUUUCUACAGUUUAUACUUGUAGGUCAUGAAUGAGCGGCUUCAGGUGCCCUUCUCAUCGGGUUUGAGGAGAGUGGCAAAUCCAUUUUGUCCUUUCCAAUGUUAGUGACAGAGAAACGAGGAGAAAUGUAAAAUGCGUGCCAGAUUGUGUACACUUCGACAGCGGUGUUUUUAGCACUUUGAGGGUACACACGCGAAUUUUAGCUGUGAUGUUGCUUGCUCACAUCAUUAGAGAGAGAGAGAGAGAGGAAGAGUAAUUUAUGAGAGUAUGCGCGAAAAAAAAAAAAAAGAAAGCGCGCGUGUUUAUGUCUUCCUCUGAAGCGGUAUACAUGGCUUGAACAGUACCCAGAGAGCGGUGAUCAACUUGUAUAUAGUCAUACUUGUAGAUUUAUCAUGAAACUGCUGGUUUGUACUUACAAGUGCCACGUCGUGACGUUCACUUUCUUUUGUUUUUUUGUCAUUCAUUUAGCCAUUAUUUUGAUCCUGUUGCUGUUGCUUGCUACGUGCAUUCUCUCUUUUUUUUUUUUUUUGUUGCCGGAAUGCUGUUGAGAUGAACGAAUGUGUUGUUCGAUAUCGGGCCGUGGCGACAGGCAGGCUGGGAAGAUUCGCAUCAAUCACAGAUCGAAGUUCAGAAAAAAACUGUUGUGACCUUUACAAUAGCGAUUAACAACCUGUUAAACAAGAAACUGUAAAAGAAAAAAAGAAAAACACUUGGCAGAGACAAACAAGGAGGGCGGUGCUGGUUUUGUAUAAUUUCAGCAAUAUUGCAUGGUGUUCAUUGAACACUUAGUGACCAUUUGUUGCUUUGUAAUUGAGUGCGCAAUGCUGCCUUUGCCAAAUUUCAACUCGUCUUUUAUUUGAAAGCUUGUUCACGCUUCUUCAAUCACAUUGACUAUAGUUCAGUCUUAUUAUUCGAUGAACACUGAAGGAUAUCGAGAAUGUCACAGAUCGAAGCGCUUUUGAUUGGUUCUUGCUUUCGCUUGAUAAAAGUGCCAGCUAUCAUUUGUCUGUUGACCGCGUAAAACGAUUUUCACCACGUUCGUUCUUUCAAUUACGGUGUGCAAGAGUGAGUGUCGCUCAAUACAUAAAGGGCACCACGAAUGCAAUUGUAAGAAGCUUAGAAGAAGAAGCCACACUGUGAAGUUGUACAUACAUCUGUCUAUUUACACCGGUUUUAGAGACAUAUGACUGAACCUCCCCUUCUCUUCCUUUCUUUUCUCACGGGGGGUGAGGGAGGAGGUGGAGAUGGUGUGUCGCGAACGUCUCUUGCGACUACAGACAAGAAACACACGACGCGCAAGAAUCAGGGAAGCCUACCGACUCUUGCAGACUUGUGCCAACUGAAACGCGACGACAGUCUGUCAUGAGUUUGUUGUCGCGUGUUUGUUAAGCGUGGUUGCUAGUCAUUUUAUUGCCCUGCGCGGCGAGCGCAUUGCUCCUGCUCAGCGAGAUCUGUCUUGCACUCGGUGUCGGGGUCGUAACUUUCGGUUCGCGAGCCCUAGGCGGGCGCCCAGCUUUUAUACGUAUCGGUGUCGAGGUUAUAACUAUUUUCUCAGUUCCAUUUCAUCGGCCGAAAUGCGCAACCUGACGAACAAGCAAAAGCUGGUGUUUAGUGGGCACACGUCCCAUAUACGUGUGCCUCAGCUCGUAAUUUCCUGUAGCCAACCUGCCAACAUCCUUCGAAAGCAUUGUUUCUCUCUUUUUUUUUUCUUCUUGUAAGCUGACUUUCAUCAUUGUUGUGUUGGUUGCUUCACUGUUUGCUGGUAAAGAAUUGAACGCCGAAAUUGCGGCUGUUUGGGGUUUGUUGGUUCAACACAUUGACAAAUUGUGCUGCAGUAAAGAAUGAACAGACAGACAGAAAAAAAAACGAGACUGUAAUAGCGCUCGUCUGUCGUCUCGCUUCUUCUGUUGAUGUCUUUCUUUUUCCUGCGGUACACUUUGUCAAUAGACUGAACGCCGCACCGCCUUAGCGGUCAUGCAAAACAGCGCUACCGCCUUUGAAAAUAUGUAACAACGUUCCUCUCCUCUGCCGCCGUUGACUAAGUUGCAGCUGCGUAGCCACACCACUCGUUGCUAUUAUUCGACCCUCGCGAGAAAGCCCGCUGCGCUUGUUUACGAUCCCCGUUGCCAUCGCAGCGAAUCAUUGCGAAAAGGUUCCUACCGUAUACAUGUUUGAAUUCUCACGACGUGUCGUUGCAGCGGUUGACAGAACGAACCUGUGGUACAAGGCAAGAAAGAGGCUCUGAUGAAGGCUGCUCACUCCAUAGCCGUGUUCCGGCAUCUUGCAAUUUAGGGUACUCGAAGAUCACAAUGUUGUGUCACUGACAAGUCCCUUGUUUUUAGAGGUCUAUACGCCUUCGGGUUGGAGCUUAUGUUAUACUACGGGUCGUGAUAACGCCAGAAAAUAAGCCCCAGUGUGUCGGAGCAUGUUAAUUGAGAUCGCGCGGGUUAGUUCGACAAUUGCGCAAGCUUUGGCUUCUACAGUUAUACGAACGAGAAGUCGCAACGGCGAUAUCCUGGACUGGAGAAUUUUAGAGCUGGAUUUGGUUUCCAUGUGGUCCGUCUUGCAAUACUUGUCUGUUCUCUUGUUUUUUUUUUUUCAAUAACUGAAGCUCGCGGCGUUCUCAAUUGCAGACGCGCGCGAAACUACACAAAUUUCGUUUUUUUGCAUCCAUCAGUUUGUAUUGUUUCUCGCAACCAUAAAUUGGUACUCGCAGUACGCAAAACCGGCGGUGGUGUCCCCGCCGAACUGUCUUCUCAACGAAGUGUUUUCGAAAUGUCUCUUCUUUUUUGUACAUACGUAACAUAGAAUGACUCAUCACAUUGUUUCAGGUUCUGAAAACGUGCUAUAAUGUUUUGUUUGUUUGUGCGUCUUCAUUUCAUCACUCAUGACAUUGAACUUGUUGCAUGAAUGAUUACAUAAUAAACAUCUGGUGAUAACUCGG
This is a messenger RNA of Dermacentor andersoni, 7976 nucleotides long. RefSeq names its product sodium- and chloride-dependent glycine transporter 1-like. NCBI's taxonomy places the organism in Eukaryota, Metazoa, Arthropoda, Arachnida, Ixodida, Ixodidae. Gene Ontology annotation, biological process: nitrogen compound transport; amino acid transport; sodium ion transmembrane transport. Gene Ontology annotation, molecular function: glycine:sodium symporter activity. Gene Ontology annotation, cellular component: plasma membrane. The record is from RefSeq and is a predicted model, not a curated record.